Molecule: messenger RNA, 1233 nt
Organism: Gymnodraco acuticeps
Lineage: Eukaryota; Metazoa; Chordata; Actinopteri; Perciformes; Bathydraconidae
Product: CMRF35-like molecule 8
Exons: 6
Coding region: 1-879 (292 amino acids)
Cellular component (GO): cell surface
Molecular function (GO): signaling receptor activity
Source: RefSeq, a predicted model, not a curated record
AUGUUCUGUAAGGGAAAAUGUGAAGAAGGAAACAUUUUGGUAGAAACAAAUGGAGACUCAGCUCAGAGCGGCAGAUACAGCAUCGAUUAUAAGGAAGGAACUUAUCCAGUAAGUGAAACAACUCUGUAUGUGAGCAUCACAAAGCUGACUAAGUCCGACGCAGGAACGUACCAAUGUGGUCUGGACAGAUCUGGUUCUGUCCUCGACGCAUACACGGACUUUGAGAUCAGAGUUAAAGAUGCUCCAACAUCUUCAAAACCAGAAGUGACUCCCCGACCUUUUCCAACAUCAGCCUCCACACUGACCCCCACUCAGAGUCUGAGCUCCGUACCUUCCUCAGCCUCCCCUGAACGCACCACGCAGCCUCAACAGGGACAGACAGCUUCAGAUGGACCAGAUGUGGUGCUGUACGUUGGUCUGAUUCUGCUCGCCAUGUUCAUCGUACUUUCGGUUGCGUUGCUGAUAUUCUGCAGGAAGAGAGCCAGGAAAGAACCUCCUAUGGAAACUGAGUAUGUUUCUGAUACAGAGACUAACCGACUGUAUGAGGAGAUCAGAGAGGUGGACAGAGGGAGCAGUUCUCCUCCUGCAGAAACAUCCACCAUUUACUCCUACGCCAAACCAAAGCAACCAAACGGAGUCGAAUCCACAGACGAGUACAGCUUGGUCAAUGCAGCCACUGCUCAGAAGGAAACUAAAGAUGACCCGGGUAAUAUCAACUACUCAGAGGUGGAUUAUUCCAACAGUGGCGCUGCCUCGCUCCACAGCGCCCCCUGUGGCUACACAGAUAACGCCCUCUACUCUACUCCUCGGGUAGCACAGAGCUCCGACGUUAGCCACGCAGAAGACGCUUCACCUUCUCUUUACUCCACUGUUUCUUAACAUCAGAUGUAGCUUCAAAUCUGUCAUUUCCAAAUGUACUUUCUCAGUGACCGACAGGUGAACACAAAGCUGUGUAAUUAGGCAUUUCAAAUGUAAUCUGGUAAAUAACUUAAAGGUCUCCUAUCAUGCAAAAUGCACUUUUGAUUGUCCUUUAGGGAACUCACUAAGUGUCAGAAAAUAAAACCCUCUCUUUUCCUCCGUACCCAAAUCUCUAAAAACGGGGGGCACAACGGAGCUGAUCCAGAUUUGCGUCCGAUAUGAUGUAAUAUCUAAAAAUGUGGACCCACGGCCCUUUCAGAAAGUUGCUAUCAGAAACAAUGCCCAACGUGUGUUGGACGUAAUAUGGUCUUUGUU